UUUUAUUUUUAGACUGUAAAACGUCAUUGAUUUCAAGGGAAAAAUUUGUUCCUUCUAAUUGCAGGAAGUAGCAAAAACCAUAGGAGAUAAAACUCUUAGCCAACUCACAAACUUUUAAUGACUCAGUUCUUAUGAAACCUCAUGGGGGGCCUGCAAGCUAUGAUCCCAUGUUAUUGCUUGACAAUAUCUGGUACGUCUUCAGAUUUCACAGAAUACACUUUUGUAUUUUGUUUUACAACCACUUUUCUCUGACAUUCUGUUGUCAGAGAAAAUGCAAGGAAAGUCUCUUGGAGGGUCUUGGAGCUUCUAUGUAUUUGUCUCUUCUCAUUUGGAAUUUGCUUCACAGGAGCUGUGGAGAUGUCUCGCAGGAGCCCUGUUGCCUCUUGGCUUUGUGCUAUGCUCCACUGCUUUGGAAGUUACAUACUUGCUGAUCUGUUACUUGGAGAAUCACCUCUUCAUUAUUUCAGUAAUAACUCCAGUGUUGUCCUGGCCACAGCAGUCUGGUAUUUGAUGUUCUUCUGUCCCAUGAACCUCUUCUACAAGUGUGUUAGCUUUCUGCCUAUGAAGCUCAUCUUUGUGGCAAUGAAGGAGGUGGUCAGAGUUCGCAAAAUUGCUGCUGGGGUCCACCACGCUCACCACCACGGGUGGUUUGUUAUGAUGGCUACUGGAUGGGUCAAAGGUUCUGGUGUUGCCUUGAUGUCUAACUUUGAGCAAUUGUUGCGUGGGGUCUGGAGGCCAGAAACAAAUGAAAUUCUUCAUAUGUCCUUCCCUACAAAGGCUAGUCUGUAUGGCACACUUCUCUUCACUCUGCAACAAACUCACUGGCUCCCCAUCUCUGAAGCCAACCUCAUCUUCUUUUUCACCAUGUUCAUGAUAGUUUGCAAGGUUUUCAUGACAGCAACUCACUCUCAUGCCUCACCUUUUGCUCCCGUUGAAGACUUCAUCUGCCCAGUUUUCUUUGGCUCUGUUUCUGGUGGACACGCUAGUCAUCAUCACGACCAGCACGAAGCCUCCCAUGAUGUUUCCCAUUCUCCACCUCCUCCUGCAAAGUCUAAGGAGGAGCUAAAUGAAGGCACAAGGAAACGGAAAGCAAAAAAAGCGGAAUAAAAAAACAACCACACAAUAAAUAAGCCAAGAAAAUUCUUCCAGAGCUGCAUCUCAAAGCCACCUUAAACGAGUGACCUCGUUUAUCCUCCAGUCCUUCUCUCUGAGACUUCAGAGAAGAGUUAGAAGCCAGGACACUGCCAGGCGGGUCCCUGAAUUUCAUCUGUGCUCUCUUUGCUGCUUCUUGCUACUUGGUCUCUGUCUCUCUAUUCUGAGCUUGUUUUCAGGGAUUUGUAGAUUUGUGCCAGGAUGAUGCUUGGGUGCCAGUUCCCAAACUGUCAGCAAUUAUGAUGCAGCAUUUUCAAUUGAUGUAAAAUCUUUUCAUUGUAUUAAUUUUUGAAUGGAGAGAGUGGUUUGUGCUCCUGCAACUUAAUAGGUUCCUUUGCAUUUUCAUUAACCUUUUUGAUGUCUACCACAACAGCAAACUGUUUAGACGCAAUCCACGUGGAAAUUGAAUUUUCAUACUCAAGGAAAUUAAAUGGUCUCAUAUGACCCUGAUCUAAUUUUCUUAGCUCCUGCAUCUGCAGUAUCUCCAGUUAAUGUGACAUUUUAGAUGCGAUAAGGACAUCAAUGCUGGUGUCCUGGACAAAUUCCACUUUGGGUAAUUACAUUUUUCUCAUCUAAAUUCCCUCUAAUUCUUAAUGAAUGUAACAUCUCUUUCUUAGCUAAGUCUUUGUUUGCAAGGGCUUUGAAGCUGCAAAAUGCUCUAAGUGCUAUGUAUUGGUACUGUUACUAUUCUGAACUGCUGUGUAGUGUUGCUGCACAUUGUUAACAAUUGUGUGUCCCACCUCAAACCUCACUGUGUUUAACUGAGGAAGAAGCAUGGUUCUGGUUUGUUUAUAAUCCUGUGGGAUACAUGAAGGGUGUAUAAGUGUAAAUGAGUAUUUAUUACUAUUUAUUUCUAAUUGUCAAGGCACUAAAUUAAUGGACCUGAAACUGGCUUUUUAAAAAAGCUUUGCGCCUUUGUAUACAGAAUUUGAUACUUUUAAGUACAGUCCUAAGCCCACAGCUACAAUCUGGCUUGCGCGUGAAGUAGUUUCUGGUGUGCCGGAGGCCAGCUUCAACUCUUUUCCUAUGUCCAGAAAGGAGUAUUUCCCAUGUUUUUAAACUAACAUUUAAGGGCUGUGAGGGGAUCCACACCAAAUGGAUCGAAAUUACCUUAAAGGACUGAUAAGAGAACACCAGCUGAAGAAAUCGAGUAUCCUUUGUAGGUCUUCUCAGUCAAACUGUUGACCUGUGGAAGGAGCCUGUGUCCAGUGAGUGAAGGAGAGGAUCAAAUGUCUUGCAUGGCUCAGGGAGGAGUCUGUCAGUUCCUUCACGUUCGGCUUGGUGAAUCUUGGCUUUUAGACUAAUUUCAAGCUGUUCUUAUAACUGAUUUUGUUGUUAAAAGCAUCAUCUGAAGCACUGUGCCCUAAGGACCUGAAUUUGCUCCGAGUUUUUUCCAUCACCAAGAGCUGGGAUCAUUGCUGUGGAAACAACAUGCUUGGGGAUGGAGCCUUGGGCCAUCCCCAACAAUAAGUUUUUUUUGCUGUCGUCUUGAAGUUGAAAGUGGUGGUAAAGUGAGGGGCUUGAAACUGAGAAUACAUAUUGGAGGGCUUUAAGAACUCCCCCCUUUUUUGUCCCUCUUGGAAAAUUGAAACUCCCACGGUUAAUUUAAAAAAAGAGCACCUGCAACCUAAAGAUUCUUGUAUACAACUGAUGAAAGCCAGUACAUGAGGUCAGAUUUACUGUGGGCUUGGGUUUUGAAAGUGCCUUAACUUUGUGACUCCUCCCUCCCCUUUGGUAGAAAACAGGAAUUCUACCUGACAACUGUCUGGUUUUGCAGAUACUAUUCUACUGAAACCUGAUGUAUCACUAGCAUGCAGAAGACUGUAAUUCAUGUUUUAUGAGAUGUCUGAUUUAAGGGGAAUUUUGUUUUAUGAAAGCCCUCAACAAAAUAAAAAUUGUGAAGUGAUUCUGAUUGCUCAAUGGCACUUGAGCAAAUACGCGCGUUUCUUUUACUCUCGCCAGGGACGUUUCCCGGAGGGGCGGAAUAACUUGCUUCCACGGCACAGAGCUGGGAACGCUAAGGAGAACUCGGUGCAGUCCGUCUUCUGGCUGAUUAAAUGAAGAUCUGGAAAGGGCUACUUAUUCUCUUAAGGAUGUUGCUUCUCUCCCCCCAUAUCUAACUCUUAAAAUGUUUAUCAGUAUUCCCUUAUUUAUCAUAGCAGUUGAGAAUGUGCGUUACAUUGGAGCGUGGGUUUUAAAGUCUCCGUAUGAUCUGACCAGUGGAAAAGAAGGCCAGUGCAAGCCCUGCUGCACAUUUAAAAAAAAAAA
Struthio camelus australis is the source of this 3420-nucleotide messenger RNA. The record is from RefSeq and is a predicted model, not a curated record. Lineage: Eukaryota; Metazoa; Chordata; Aves; Struthioniformes; Struthionidae.